This is a messenger RNA of Hyposmocoma kahamanoa, 3157 nucleotides long. RefSeq names its product breast cancer anti-estrogen resistance protein 1 (gene p130CAS). Bases 555 to 2327 code for a protein of 590 amino acids. Lineage: Eukaryota; Metazoa; Arthropoda; Insecta; Lepidoptera; Cosmopterigidae. The record is from RefSeq and is a predicted model, not a curated record. Gene Ontology annotation, cellular component: cytoplasm; plasma membrane. Gene Ontology annotation, biological process: cell surface receptor protein tyrosine kinase signaling pathway; cell migration. Gene Ontology annotation, molecular function: protein binding. The transcript has 9 exons.
AAGUCGCCGGCCUCGUGGAGACGAAGGAGGCUGUGUUGUGCGAACGCGACCCCGAGCCGAAGUGCAGAGGCACGGAGUGGGCAGAGUCGCGGCGGGUGGUGGCGAGCGAGGGGUAGCGUGCGCCUUGCGCGCGGCGGCUUCCGAGGCGCGCCACUCGGCAGUCGCGCGCUCGCGCCUGUCGAGGCGGUUGUCAGUUUAGUGUCGCUACCACAUAAUCGUCGUUUCACAUACAAACUGGACUAUCAGAGAUAUUGGAUUUUCUUAUUGUUUUGUAGCGGUGACUGCUCAGUUCUCAAUGAGGAUUACUGUAAGGUGACGAGUGGAGAGCACAGCUGGCUACGGAGCCGUGCCGGGGUCAAGUAAAGUCGUGAAAAUUCGCGUUUGGGGGAAAGUGUUUUUCUCCGUAGCGUGUGUCGGCGCGCGGUGUACGCUCGACGGCCGAGGGUGGGUAGUGAGUGCGGGCGCCGGGAUCAGCGGCAGCCCGUGUGCGGCGGUGGUGGAUGGUGCGGCGCGGGCGGGCGCCGGGGCGCGGCCGGCAGCGCCGCUAGAGCAAAAUGUCGAUACCCCUAGGCCGGGAGACUGCGAUCCCAACACAGUGCAUGGCGCGGGCUCUAUACGAUAACAUAGCGGAGUCGCCGGAUGAGCUGGCUUUCCGGCGUGGCGAUCUGCUUACGGUACUCGAACAGAACACAAGCGAAGGAUGGUGGCUGUGCUCUUUGAGAGGACGACAAGGAAUAUGUCCAGGCAACAGACUGCGGAUAGUGGCGGGCGUGUUCGACUCGAGCGCCGCGAUGCAGAGACGGCGUACGCGCAACCCUGCGCCAGUCGCACAUCAACCUCUGCCUACGCAGCAGUCGCCGGCAUUUACAAAGAUCGAAGAGUGCUCACACUACGAUAUACCUCGAGCGCCAAUGCCAGUGCAGCGCAUUGCAAACUAUGAUUUCCCGCGACCAGCGGGUGAUUGGUACGACGCCCCCCGCGCACCUCGCCCCGCCUCGGCAGACUCUGCUUGCAGUGGCACUGGAUCCUUAGCGUCCGCGACAUCGAGUGCCUCAGCCAACUCCGGUAGCUCGGUCCAUUCAGCGGCGUCGGCGUCCAGCACUUAUGACGUACCAAGAUCACGAGCUUUACCCCUUCCUUGUGACGCCGCAUUGGAGGCAUUAGAAAGGUUACAAGAGGAAGCGUCCGCAGCAGUGUCCCGGUUACUUUCCUACGUAACGCCAGGUUGGCGACGGAGAGGAGCAUUAAGGCCACGAAUAUUGGACGUGCGCGUAGCAGGAGCGCGGCUGCGUGCUGCACUUCAUGAUUUGGCUGUAUUUGCCGACGCCACCCUGGCUAAUGCUCACGAUGCGCAAGACAAAGGUAUCGCUGUAAAGUUACGACCACUGGUGAAAGCUUUAAAAGACGCAGAACGUAUAACACAUGAAGCGACCAGCGCAUUAGACGCUGGUGAUUGGGCACCAGAGAGAUUAGAGAGAGACAGGGAACCUACCGACGGGACGCAAGAUGCGCUUGAUCAGCUCGUGGCCUGUGCACGAUCCCUAACAGAAGACGUCAGAAGAGCAGCUUCAUUUAUACAAGGAAAUGCAUCGUUAUUAUUUAGACGGUCAGCACCAGCGCCAGAACAUGAAUGGACGGAAGAGUACGAUUAUGUACGACUCGAGUCUCGGGCGGCGAUCGGCAAACGGAACGCAGAGAUCAGAGCUGCAUUGCCUGACAAAUUACGAGCUUCCUUUGAUGCACUCGUUAGAGAUGUAGAUCACGCUGGCGAAAUUAGUGCGGUGACUGCUGCGACCAAACUUCCUCCCGGUGAUCGGCAACUAACUGUAUUCUAUGCGGCGCAAGUUGCUACCUAUGGCGCUCAUCUUUCUACGGCUGUGGAAGCUUUCCUUCGCGUCAUAGAGAUGGGCCAGCCGCCUGAAGUCUUCCUUGCGCACGGCAAAUUUGUUGUGCUAAGCGCACAUAGAAUAGUUCACGUUGGAGAUACUGUUCAUAGGAGUGCACAACAUGCUGGUUUGAAAUCCAGGGCCCUUCGGUGUUCCGACGCGUUAUCCGACGCGUUAGCUGCAACUGUUGCGAAGACAAAAGCGGCAGCUCAACAGUUUCCCUGUGCCGCUGCAGUGGCUGAGAUGGCUGAGGCAGCUAGGACUUUAGCAGCGCGAGCUCAAGAUUUGCGAAGAGUUCUAGUACGUUCUGCAGAGCCCCCGUCUGUCGACACACCUCUGACACCUGCCACAGCUAUUGCCCCUUCGGUGCCUACAACACCUCUCACACCUCUAACGCCACACAACUCUGGAACACCGUCACUUGCCGCGUUGCAGAUAUAAACAUACUUCUGCGCUAGAAUUGCGCUUGAUAUCUGAAGGUUCUAAACGUUGGGUACAUUGAAAUGUUGGUGGUUGAAGAAUGAUGGUCAACGAAUUGUUACACAGAAGAAAGACUUCAAGUAGAUAUCAAAACUGAUGUGCCAUAAGUACGACCGAUUGGGCCGAUUGGGCCGACUCUAUGAUAUCUAUUUGGGAUAACACAAAUGUGCUGUAGGUGAUAAAAUUACAAAUAUGCACAACAUUCAACAACAUUAGUACUAAAAGAGCGAAUAUCUGAAAAAGGUUGCCACUUAAGUACAGUUAAAAGUUGUAAUGAUGUGCAUGAGGUGGCUAAAGUAUUAGGAUGCAGUUAAUAAUGGGUAUUUUAAGGUAGCUGUACUACCAGUAAACGCACGAAGAGCGAAAAAGCGCGCAAGUAUUACCAAAGAAACCUGAGAUAGGUCGUAUAAUACAUCAAAACGAUAAACUGCCAUUACAGUAACGAUAUUAUGAUAACCACUACUUAAAUGUUAGCAUAAAUAUAGGUACAAUUACAAUAAUAAAAUGAAGGCUGCAAUUAGGAUUUUUUUCAAAUUAUGAAAUGUAAAUUUGGCUAGUCACAGAGAGGUUGUUAAAAGAUAUCUGGAGAUGAGCCGUUAAAAGCCAAAACGUGUCACAUCACUCCAUUCUAAGUGUCCUUAACAACCUGCCCUGAACUUCCCAGACUAGAAAAGCGAGUUUUAAAUUACUGGAUGCUCAUUUGCUGUAGUGAGUUGAGUUGUCCGUCCAGUUUUAUACAAUUUUUGCAUCAAUGUCGUAACGAGUAGAAGUGUACGUGUGAUUUUACGCGA